AUGCUCGAUAGACUUCCAACCGAUGUUUUAUAUGAUAUUUUAAACCUAAUCGACAGUACUUCCUUGAUCCGUCUUUCGCUUGUAUCCAAAUAUUUUAAUUGUAUAACAAACGACGAACUCAUUUGGAAGAAAUUAUGCGCUCAGGAAUUUAAUAUCUCUCAAGAUAAUGCGUUUCGAAACAAGGGCUGGAAAAAAUUUUAUCAAGGACUCAAACACCAUGCUAAAGUGUUCACUUGGGGAGAGAACUUUGAUGAUCGCUUGGGAUUAGGUGAUAAAUCGCCUGCUAUUGUUGCUGAUACGGGUUUCAUACCUGCCAAUCCUCGACUUAGAAUGCCUAGAUUCACAGCAAGAUACCCCAACCAAGUGACAGUACCUCAGGAGGUGGCUUCUUUAAAGGAUAAGCAUAUCAUUGAUAUCACGUCAGGAGGCUGGUCUAUUCAUGCACUACAAACAACUGGAUCAGUGUAUAUGUGGGGAACGAUGCAACAGGACAUCUCGCCCAGAAGCUCUGUUGGCACAAGAAGACUGCGUCUACCUACACUGCUGCAAGACACCAACGAGACCCAACAAAAGGUUCAGUUUCAUAGCAUUUCUAGUGGUAGAGGUCAUGUUAUCGGACUAGCAAUAGACGGAUCCGUUUGGCAUUGGUCUAACCAUAUUAUGCUGCAACGAGUCGAUUUGAGCACAGAUGACAAAGUCGUACAGGUAGCUGCAAAUUGGAACUACUCCAGCGUCUUGACCAGCACAGGCAAUCUCUACAUUAUACCAAAGCCUGAUUUGAUCAUUCCAUCACAAGUAACCACGGAACCUCAACCCACACACAUUGUAUCCAGUGGCGUCUCGAUUGCUCAAUUACUGCCAGGUCACACAGACAAGAUUAUUCAGAUUGCAGGAUUGGAUGGCUUCACAUUAGCGUUGACAGAGUUUGGCCGUGUACUCAAGAUUGCAACAUUGGAUCAAAAUGCGCUCAACAACCGACCUAUGCAAUGCGUUGUGGAAUUAACGCAUUUUAGCAGCACAGAAAAUGAACAUAACAGUCGUCAAGGUGCAAUGCGUAGAUUCCUCACAGGUGCAUUUAAUAACUUUGCUGUGUAUACCAAGGAGAAGGUAAUGCUAGGCAAUGUGGAUGCCACUGGCAACACUGAACCCACCCGGUUCGCUGAAUUGGACAAUCAUGAUGUAUGCAAAGUGUCUUUUGGAGACUACCACUAUGGUGCAUUGACAAGUCAAGGCAAGCUAUUAACUUGGGGUAAUUAUAGUUCUGGAGCAUUGGGACAUGGAAACAUUUCGCAUGAAAAUCAUCCAACUCCAAAGUAUGUCGAGAGUUUGGCUGAUAAGUUUAUAUUUGCAAUUGGAUUUGGUGGAUGGCAGAGUUCCGUAUUAGCAAUUGAUAGAGUAGAUGAUGAAGAUGACGAUGAGAAUGGUGGUAUAAAUGAAUAA
Messenger RNA from Mucor velutinosus, 1440 nucleotides. RefSeq lists its product as uncharacterized. NCBI's taxonomy places the organism in Eukaryota, Fungi, Mucoromycota, Mucoromycetes, Mucorales, Mucoraceae. The record is from RefSeq and is a predicted model, not a curated record. Bases 1 to 1440 code for a protein of 479 amino acids. Gene Ontology annotation, molecular function: protein binding. The transcript is spliced from 4 exons.